This is a messenger RNA of Aspergillus pseudotamarii, 2038 nucleotides long. RefSeq lists its product as uncharacterized. The transcript has a single exon. The record is from RefSeq and is a predicted model, not a curated record. The coding region runs from base 466 to 1677 and encodes 403 amino acids. NCBI's taxonomy places the organism in Eukaryota, Fungi, Ascomycota, Eurotiomycetes, Eurotiales, Aspergillaceae.
ACACACACUCUCUCUCCCUCUCGCUCUCUCUUUUCAUGACCCGCCGUUGGUGAUCGACAUUCAGUUCCAACCCCUCCGAUGCGGUUCUUCCUAAAAUAGGAACCUCUCUCUCCAGACAAUUGGACAAGCGCCCACGUCGUCUCCUCUUUUUUUUUUUUUUUCUCCAGCGCGAUCCGCCACUCGUCUUACUUCGGCUCUUAUACCUUGCACUGUGAUCACUCUCUUAGUCUGAUGCAUUAGACUUCCUCUUAUUACCUAGUGAACCAGUCUUUCACAUCACUUCAACUCUUAUUGAGUGCGGGGUGCACCCUAAUCCUCGUCCGGCCGUUGAGACUCACCACUUGUUUGUUUCUCUGUUCAUCGACCCUAUCCUCUUACUUUUCUUCUUCUAUUUCUAUCUCUUUUCUUUUUACCCUCUUCCCAUCUCUUUCUACCUUGAGCUCUAUUGCUGAAGGAUUCAUCGCCAUGCUUCUUGCCUCCAUGCAACCGCCAACGUCACAUUAUCCUCCUUCCGAAGCAGGUCCAACGGCCUCGCAAACAACUAUGCCCACGGUCACUUCUCAGACCUCACCAUGCCCAUCGACAGUCUCACACUCAAACUUGUCCUGUAGCCUCUCAUCCAACGUGACAAGUAACCGACGACCUACUACGAGACCCAAACUUACACUCCAAACGACGUCACUUCCCCUGACAUUCGGCACUUCUUCGACGGGAUUGUCUCUUUCGCUUGCUACCGGACCGACAGCGUCCCCCACGGUUCGCAACACUUUUAAGAAUGCCUAUGAAGUCGCCGUACCAUCCUCUGCCACCGCUUCACCCUCAAGGUCAUCCAAUCACCGGUUCAGCAAACCCUCGUCGCCAUAUACCACAAACAGCCCUUAUCAGCUCCCUCUUGGAGUCAAAAGUAUUCUUCGCAACUCGCCGUUAGAACCGACCUGCAGGCGCCGGGGCUCAGUGGCCGCGAUCGGGCCCAAUGGUGGACCGAGCUCACGCCGUGUUUUUUUCCCCGCCAAGAAAAAAGUAAGCUAUCGGCAGCCGCUGGAAGAGGAAAUCCAAACCGUGCACUACACCGUGCGUCACUCCGAUAUCACAAAUCAGCCCAAUCCUGAAUCCCACGAAGCUGGCUCCGGGGAAGAUUCGGAUUCGAACACGAGUGCGGAGCCAUCCGAUGCGAGCACGUCGGAUGAAGAUGUGGAGGCAAAAUCGAGCAAUAACCCCUUGAAAUCAUUCGGAAAGAAGAAGCGGAAGCACUUAAGUGCGGAAAAACAAAUCCGGGCAGUUGCUCUAAUGGACGGGAUUGACAAAGAUGGCUCCUCCACUCCACAAACGCCAUGUCAAAAUCGGGCCAAACGUCGCUGCGAAUGGAGAUGGACCCUGGGACCGUUAGAGAUUCGGGAUGGAAAUGCCCAACCUUCACAGGCUGAAGAGCGGACAACACCCAACCCGACAGAAACUAUACCGAACGUAUCCCCUGCCUCUAAUGCCACCACAAUAUCGCCGGACAACGAGAAUGACAGCCCUAGAUCCUGGGUCUCGAACCUUACGUCUUUGUCCAGUAUCUCAGAGCAAAAUCCCAGCCCAAGUUCAUCCAUCGCUCUAGAGGUCGUCACAAAUGAUGGUUGCAAGAGUAAUAUGACUCACGAAGCUGAACGAUCGCACGCGAAUUCAAUCCAAUGACGAGCGAUGAAAUGGAAACCAAGCAUGCAUUGAUGAGUUUAGGAUUUCCGAUUAUGAUGAUUUAUGCAUAUAGAAGGCAUGGGACCAUGAGCCUUUUCAGCAAGCAUCUCUUCAUACAUACAUACACAUGUUUAUAUACAUAUCAGGCUGAGUUCGGUUGAGGUUUCCAGAGCAUGAUUGAUUGAUUAUUCUUUACAUUGGGAGUUACAUGAGAAAGCCUUUGCUUGUUUGAUACCAACGAGGUUGGCGGCAUGGUGCCAUUGCAUAUAUAUAUACACUUUUUGUUUUUCAUCACAGCAUAUACAUACCUAUAUAUUACUCCUUACUAUUCUAAUAAAUAUCUACGGUGACACUUGAGACA